AUGCAACCAAUUCGCCCAAACAGAUCUGAAUCACAUACAUAUCAACCAUAUGAAUAUCAUCCAUAUGGAUAUGAAACAAAUAGAUCUGAACCAUAUACAUAUCAACCAUAUGAGUAUCAACCAUAUGAAUAUCAACCAUAUGGAUAUGAAAUAAAUAGAUAUAAAAAUGAUUCGAUCAAUAUCCUGCCAAGUUAUUAUGAUGGAUAUUAUGACGCAACUUACUUUUGGAACAUAGAUAAUUCCAAUUAUUAUCAUAAUAUCAACUGGAUAAUUACAUCAAUGAGUUCUUAUACGAAGUUUGCCGGAUCAUCGAAGAACACUUCCGGUAUUCAUAUUGAGAGAAUAUCGAAAAACACUACACCAACAAAUUCAUAUAUACUUUGGAUCGAUAAGAAAACCGAAGACAAUUCUUUAGUGAUGAAGCAACUAAUAAAUGAGCAACCUGUUCAUAUAGAAUUUUGUGAAACAUAUUCGAUGGCAGAAAAUUAUCUUCAAAAGACCAUGGAGAAAAUAAAAUCAUCUUCAUCUCCAUUUCAAAUUAUUUGUCGUGGUUAUUAUAAAAGUGAAGAUAAAAAUCCAUUGAAUCUGUUAUUUUUCUUGGAUCGUUCUCACUUAAAAUGGGUUCCGGUAAUUGUCUUUACUCAAGAUAAAGAAGGUUUAAUGUAUCAUUUACAAAAUCAAGCACCAUCUAUGAGUAUCCCGGACUGGAAAGAUCGAUUAUACAUAGUAAAUAAUUCGACAGACUUAAUUGCUAAAGUCAAAUCUAAUAUUAAAAAUAAACGUGGCAACAAUCCUCCAAUAAAAUAG
This is a messenger RNA of Rotaria sp. Silwood1, 807 nucleotides long. Lineage: Eukaryota; Metazoa; Rotifera; Eurotatoria; Philodinida; Philodinidae. The record is from the annotation of a GenBank genome assembly.